Ochotona princeps (American pika) is the source of this 1910-nucleotide messenger RNA. RefSeq names its product mortality factor 4 like 1 (gene MORF4L1). The record is from RefSeq and is a predicted model, not a curated record. The coding region runs from base 249 to 1220 and encodes 323 amino acids. The transcript has 12 exons. Gene Ontology annotation, biological process: chromatin organization; regulation of DNA-templated transcription. Gene Ontology annotation, cellular component: nucleus; NuA4 histone acetyltransferase complex. NCBI's taxonomy places the organism in Eukaryota, Metazoa, Chordata, Mammalia, Lagomorpha, Ochotonidae.
ACCACUCCCGGCACGCCCCGGGGCGGCGCCGGCGCAGGGGCGCGUGCGCGGCGGCCGGCCGUUGGCUGGUUCGGCGGCUGCGCGGGUCGCGGGGCUGUGAGGUCUGCGGCCGCUGGCAAAUCGGGCCCAGGAUGUACAGCCGGCGGUGCCUGACGGCGCGUGUGACGCGGACCUUGCUGGCGUAGAGAGUAGGGGGCGGUAGUCGGGGGUGGUGGGAGAAGGAGGUGGCGGCGACGAAUCACUUAUAAAUGGCGCCCAAACAGGACCCGAAGCCUAAAUUUCAGGAGGGUGAACGGGUAUUGUGCUUUCAUGGGCCUCUUCUUUAUGAAGCAAAGUGUGUAAAGAUUGCUAUAAAGGACAAACAAGUGAAGUAUUUUAUACAUUACAGUGGUUGGAAUAAAAAUUGGGAUGAGUGGGUUCCAGAGAGCAGAGUGCUCAAGUAUGUGGACACCAACCUGCAGAAGCAGCGGGAGCUUCAGAAAGCCAACCAGGAACAAUAUGCGGAGGGGAAGAUGAGAGGGGCUGCUCCAGGAAAGAAAACCUCUGGUCUGCAACAGAAAAAUGUCGAUGUGAAAACAAAGAAGAAUAAACAGAAAGCACCGGGAAAUGGAGAUGGUGGCAGCACCAGUGAGACUCCUCAGCCUCCUCGGAAGAAGAGGGCCCGCGUAGAUCCUACCGUUGAAAAUGAGGAAACAUUCAUGAACAGAGUGGAAGUUAAAGUGAAGAUUCCUGAAGAGCUAAAACCAUGGCUUGUGGAUGACUGGGACUUAAUUACCAGACAAAAACAGCUCUUUUAUCUUCCUGCCAAGAAGAAUGUGGAUUCCAUUCUGGAGGAUUAUGCGAAUUAUAAGAAAUCCCGUGGAAACACAGAUAAUAAGGAAUAUGCUGUUAAUGAAGUUGUGGCAGGGAUAAAGGAGUACUUCAAUGUCAUGCUGGGCACUCAGCUGCUGUACAAGUUCGAGAGGCCACAGUAUGCUGAAAUCCUUGCCGAUCACCCCGACGCACCCAUGUCCCAGGUGUAUGGGGCACCACAUCUGCUGCGAUUAUUUGUGCGAAUUGGAGCGAUGUUGGCCUAUACACCUCUGGAUGAGAAGAGCCUUGCUUUAUUGCUGAAUUACCUUCAUGAUUUCCUGAAGUACCUGGCAAAGAAUUCUGCGACUUUGUUCAGUGCCAGUGACUAUGAAGUGGCUCCCCCUGAAUACCACAGGAAAGCCGUGUGAGAGGCUCGCUCAGUCACUCACCCACUCACUCACUUACUCACUAAUGUUUGCAUCUCUGUAAACACGUUUUUGUUCUAGUCCUCUUGUACAAAUGAUGUACUUUGAAGAUGUUAGUGUAUAACAGAAUUGAUGUUUGUUUUCUGUUUGAUUUUAAACAGAAAAAUUAAAAAGGGUUGCAGCUCCCUUUUUCCUUUUCUUUACUCAUUUCAAAGUUGCUGCCAGUGUAUUCAGUGACGGACAGCAGAGGGACGUGCUGUAGAGUAUUCUGUUGCCUGGUUGACAGCUGCUUUGAAUGCUGGUGGUUCUCGUCCUUUGACACUGCGCACUUUUAUAAUAUGUGUUAAUGCUCUAUGACAAGAUGCUCUGACUCCUAGUGCCAAAGGUUCAAUUCCGUGUAUAUAACUGAACACACGCAUCCAUUUAUGCUUUUUUCUCCCCCCUUUUCUUCUUUUUUAUGGUGCUUAAAGUAAAGAGCCCACCCUUGGCAAGUCAUCCAUGUUGUUCCUUAGGCAUUUUAUCUUUGCUCAGUUGUUGGAGAAUGGUGGCUUGUUUCAUGGUUUUGUAUUUGUGUCUAAUGCACGUUUUAACACAAUAGACGCAAUGCAUUGUGUAGUUACAGUUUUCUGGAAAAGUUGAUCUUUUAGGAAUUGUUUUUCAGAUCUUCAAUAAAUUUUUUCUUUAAAUUUCAAA